AUGUCGGCCCCAUCCACCCCACGGUCGACGCGGUCCGCAUCCGCGGCAGCCAACUCGCCGGAGAUGCUCACUCCUGGGAGAAAGAUCAAGGCCAUGCUCGCGGCCUUCGAUAGCGACUCAGAUUCCGAAACCGAAAACGCCGUUAAGCAAAAUAAGAACGCCACUUCCUCCAAUUCACCACCAAAAACCAACACAAACCCUACGACGCGAGCGUUCGCGAUGGAUUCGGACCAUGAUGACGAGGGAGACGAAGAUGAGGACAUUAUAAUGCCUAGAGGCCGUAUGGCCGCGCGUCUGCAGGGCGGUGCUACAGAUAACCACGGAAAAUCGACCACACAACCUCCCGCAGAAUCUGCGUUCGAACGGGUCUCCAAGACCUUCCGAGCUGAGAAAGAAGGGCAGAACGAUACGCGUCGCGAUUCAGCAGAUGAUGAGGCUGUUUCGUCCGAUGAUGAUCUCCCUGCGGCUGGACCGCGACAGAGGGCUCAAAACGCGGGAGUGACGCGUGAUGAAGAUGGAGAUUCGAUUAGGUCGCUGUCCCGCGCGCGCUCUUAUUCUCCAUUGUUCAUGUCUUCCCCCACCAAAUCGCAGAAAGACGACGAAGAACAGAGAGAAGCGGUCGAUUCAGGAGAUGAGGAGGGGGCGCCGAAGCGUAACCACCGGUUUCUUGAACUUGUUGCAAAGAAGCGUAAGGAGCGUGAGGAGAAAGAGCGGAUUGAAGCGGAGAAGAAGGCAGCGAAGGCCAAGGAGCGAGAAACGGCUAACAACUCCAAUAUGUUUACCGAUGACGAGAGUGCAGACGACGACAACUCUGGUCGAAAGAAAGCAGCCAAACAGCCGCGUCCUGCACGGAAAGCCGGGAAGAAGGCCCUCGAGGAGAUGAGUCGUGAGACGCAGAGAAUGAGCAGGAACAUGCAAUUGGCUCAUGAGGCUAAGACAAAGAAGAAAAUUACGAAGGAGAGUUUCUUUGCUCGGUUCAACUUUAUGCAACCUCAGGGACAGACUGCGCCGGAGCAACCUGGCGAGAACUCCUCGACAACCGCAGAGUCACAGCAUUCCUCAGAUGUCGAGGCGCACAAGGACAAAGAAACGCCUCAAACUUCUCCUGUUAUUCCGCCAGCGGAUGAUUCAACUAAGACGCAGCAGGAGCAGGAGCAGGAGGAGAACUUACCAACACUUGACGAGCUUAUGAGUUCGGCAGUCCAAAAAUCACCUACAAAGGUAACGGAGGACCAGACCACUAAAUCAAACACCGAAUUAUCGAACGUCAAGAAAGGAAAGUUGCCAGUCAGAGUAGCACCCGCCCGUGUUCGACUCUCUCGCGAACAGGUGGCUCGGCAUCAAAAGGACGAUUCUUCGGACGAUGACCUAGAAAUCAUCACCUCACCUGCCAAGUGCCGACGAAUUGCAGCAUUUGAGAACCUCCCAGCACGGAACGUUCAAGAACCCCCAUCUAUGUUCAAGUUGAAAGCCCUUGCACAACUUAUAUCACCGUCUCGGAAAUCUACGAUGAACUCGGCUGAGCUUUCCGCAAAUCUACUGUAUCAAGCGAAACAACAAGCAGGGAAAGAGCGAAGAGAAAGAAUAGAAGAGCUUAGAGCUAAAGGUAUUGUCAUUGAGACCGCCGCUGAACGUGCUGCCUUUGAAGACGAAGUGGAGAACCUUGUCGAAAAAGCGCGACAAGAAGGUGAAGCGAUUGCAAAGCAGGAACGUGCAGCAGCCAAACGCAAAAAUGGUGGCGACGAUGACGAUGACAGCGAUUUUGAACUAUCCGGUUCGGAAGAUGGAGGUGAAGGUGAGGGCGAGGGUGACGCAGACCCUGAGGAGGACGAGGAACUGGAUGACGAAGAAAUGGAGGACGGGGAGGAGGGCGAGGCGGCCGAAGCUGACAACCAAGAGAACCUGAUUGACUCAGAAGCUGGUGAACAAGAUGAGAAUGAUGAGUCUGAAGAUGAGACUGUAACCAACCCCCCAUUGGAGGCAACUGAUAUACCAACUCAACGACGCAAGAGACGCACUCGGGUCGUUAGCGAUGAUGAGGACGAGGAGGCAGACCAGGCACCGAAGACACCCGCCAAACCGAUCAAUCCGUUUGUGAAUUCAGUGGAGCGACCUAGCAUUCCUGUCAAACCCUCCGAGGCCACAAUGAGCUUAACGCAGGCGUUUGCAGGCACAUUGGCUCCAAGCCAGGACAUGAGCCAAGAUAUGAGCCACCAAGGCCCUUCAACUAUACCUCUAUCACUACCCGAACCUGUCGCAAUGAGCCCGCAGCAGGAGCCGAACUCUCCAUCCAUCAUCAAAGACAGCCAGGAACUACGCGGUGCAUCUACGGAACCGUUCGGAUAUUGGCGGGCCGAUUCUCGAGCUCCCGAAUCCCCUGCUGCUCGAAGUGUAUCUCAGAUGUCCCAGAUCCCAGAUCCAACCCAAGAUGCUGGGUUUGUUCUCUCACCAUUCGAUCCCCACAAGAGAUUUAUAGGUACUCCUCCGCAAUCGACUAUUGAGACUGUUAUCGUGGAUCGGAACCAAUCUCCAGUUGCAGCGAGGGGCAUGAAGAAUUUAAGACGUGGGAAAGCCCCACAACUGUCUGCUGUUGAGGAACAAGAGGAGGAAGAUGAACAAGAGGAGGGUGAUUUUGAAAUCGAUGCGAGUGCAUUCGACGUGAUGAAGACAGCCUCGAAGAAAUCUAAGAAGCAGAACGAGCUGUUUGACCGCAAGAAGAGCAAGGCAAAAGAUGUGGUGGAGGACGCUGCCGAGGAAUCUGAUGAUGAAUAUGCUGGUCUCGGAGGCGCAAGCGAUGACGACGCGGACGAUGAAGAGAACGCACUUGAUAGAGAGAUGAUCAAUGACAAUAGCCGGGAAAGGGUCGAUGCGAAACAGCUGGCUGCUCUGAAUGCGCUUCACCAAAGAAAUGCAGACGAAAAAGAUGUGGCAAAGCUGUUAAAGGACAUCACAACAGGCGCACUUCGCCGACGACGGGGUAAUGACGAUGACUUUGACCUGGAUGAUUCGGAUGACGAGAUGUUGGCGCGUCGACGACAGAAGCAAAGAGAGUUCGCCCGAAUGCGCAAUGCUCUUCUUGCCGAUGGAAAGGUCGGAGAAUUGGCUGAGAAUCCCAAGAAGGCGGCCUUCUUUAAGGCCAUUGAAGAUCGCGACGAUGACGAUGACGUUAGCCUAGAUUUCUUGGGCCACGAACAAGAGGGCUCUACCCAGGAUGCACUCUCAUCUCAAGAUGGAGCUGCAGAGACGCAGACCGAUACUGGACGAGAGGGAGAACGCAACAAGAGAAAAAGGCCCUUGGAACCUGCCGCUGAGGAUGCCAACAACCGACCUCCACCUCACCUCCGCCGGAAACCUGCCAGCGCGAUGUCGAAGAAGCCAGCCACUCUUGCCGAAAUCCGCGACACCCUCUCCUUCCUGACCGAACGGCCUGAAUAUGAUUCAUUUCACGAGGACGCUUCAGUCGAGGACGAUGAGGGCGAGCAGCAUGUCAACGACAACGAAGCAGAAGAACCCGCAGUAACUAGUCGAGAACGGGAAGCAUCUGUAGGCUUCAGCCAUCCACGCCGUACGCGAGGGCCGGUCGUGGACCGCCUUGCUCUGCUUCGACAAGCAUCGUCGAAUUCUGCGACGUCUGCUUCCUCCAACACCCGGCUCGCUUUCCACACAGGCGCUGCCAGCGACAAGGCUACUUCUUUCGGAUUCAAGCCACCGAUUUUGCGGAAGACUACGACAUCGUCUUCGUCUAGUUCUGCUUCUGAAUCAUCUCGUGGGGUUACUAAGGCUCCUGGUUCAUCGGUAGCCAAGAAGGGCUCAGUCAACUACUAUACCGCAGCGCGCGAACGAGAGCGCGAGAGGCAGCUACGGACGCAACACCGUAACCGCGGAUCCAACAUUACUGCGCUGCUGAACAAGCAUGCGGGCAACCGACUGGGCGCCCUGGGAGGAACGGGACAGUGGGAUGAAGAAUUGACGAAUUAA
Messenger RNA from Aspergillus puulaauensis, 3978 nucleotides. RefSeq lists its product as uncharacterized. Lineage: Eukaryota; Fungi; Ascomycota; Eurotiomycetes; Eurotiales; Aspergillaceae. Gene Ontology annotation, biological process: activation of protein kinase activity; mitotic DNA replication checkpoint signaling; mitotic G2 DNA damage checkpoint signaling. Gene Ontology annotation, molecular function: anaphase-promoting complex binding. The transcript has 2 exons. The coding region runs from base 1 to 3978 and encodes 1325 amino acids. The record is from RefSeq and is a predicted model, not a curated record.